AUUAUUAUUUAAUUAUGGACGGUGGUGAAGUAUAACAUGAUGGUUCCUCACCAUAAAAGAAAGUUAAAUCAAAUCCAAAUGCUUUGAAUUCUCUUAGAGAUGUAUUUAUCAUUUAUACUCAUGUUAGCAUACUGUGGUAGUAGCUGAUACUGGCAAGAUCAAUGACAUUUAAAAAUUCCUACCUGAAGAUGCCACUACUAAUCCUAGUCUGAUUCUUGAAGCUGCUAAAUUACCAGAAUAUUAAGCUUUAAUUGAUGAUGCUAUCCAAAAAGGUAUUAAAGCUUAUCAACUAUCUAAACAACCAGUGUAUGUCCAUUAUUAAUCUCUAGUUAAAAAUAACCAAAAAGAACUAAUUCUAGAAAAAAGAAAGAUGAACCUGAAAUUAAGGAAAUAGUUGAACCAGAAUUACCAUAAUUCAAUUUUAAUACAUUAAAUCCAGAAGAAUAAAAAAUUGUUAUUGGAUCAAUAACUGAUUAAUUAAGUGUUAAUUUUGGAUUAGAAAUCCUUAAAUUAGUUCCAGGAUAUGUUUCUACUGAAGUUGAUGCUCGUUUAAGUUAUGAUAAAUAAGCAACCAUUGACAAAGCCAAAAGAAUUAUAACUCUUUAUGAAUAAGCUGGUAUUUCUAAGAAUAGAAUUCUUGUUAAAAUUGCUAGCACAUGGGAAGGAAUUCAAGCUGCUAAAGCUUUAAAAAAAGAAGGCAUAUUAUGCAAUAUGACUCUCAUUUUUAAUUAUUAUUAAGCUUUAGCAUGUGCUUAAGCUGGUGUUAGAUUAAUUUCCCCAUUUGUUGGUAGAAUUUUAGAUUGGUUUUCAAAAAAUAAAAGUGGUGAAGAUUAUACUAAAUAAAAUCAUCCUGGUGUUAAAUUAGUAACUAGUAUUUGGAAUAGUUUUAAAAAGUUUAAAUAUGAUACAAUUGUUAUGGUAAUUUAUUAUUUUUAUAUUUAAUAUAGGCAGCAUCUCUCCGUUUAGUAGAUGAAGCUACUGAAUUGUGUGGAUGUGAUAGAAUGACUAUCCCUAUUAAAUUACUCAAUGAUUUAUAAGCAUUAGAAGGAACUGUAUUAGAACCUAAAUUAAAAGUUUAAAAUUUAGAUAACUUAAAUAUUGAAAAAGUUAAUGUUGAUGAAAAAACUUAUAGAUGGGAAAUGAACUGUAAUUUUUAAUUAUAAUCUAUAGAGGAUGCUAUGGGUACUGAAAAAUUAAAUGAAGGAAUUAGAAAAUUUGCUUAAGAUCUAGAAACUUUAGAAAAUUUAAUCAAAUAAAAAUUAUCAUAAAAUAACUAAUGAAAAAGUUAACACAUUAAUAUAUAUAACAACAUAUUAGUAU
This is a messenger RNA of Paramecium sonneborni, 1320 nucleotides long. The record is from the annotation of a GenBank genome assembly. NCBI's taxonomy places the organism in Eukaryota, Ciliophora, Oligohymenophorea, Peniculida, Parameciidae.